AUGUCUAGUCCGCGACGAAACCGCGAACCGGCUGGUGAGGCCUUUCCGGCUUUCGAGGAUGAGACUACAACGUCUUAUACGACGUCGACAACGACUCAGACGGUGAUUGGAGGCGAUGGCGCCCCUGAUAUACGCACCACGACGUCCGCAGCGCAUCCCAGUGGGCGCGGACCAGCCAUAACACACACAACCGACGAUCCGAACACGGCGCCCGUACCCUACACUCAGACGACCGUGGGUGCGCCGCCCACGCAACGAUUGGCGCCCCCACAGUAUGCAGUGCCACGGCAAAGGCCGAUCAGUAUCAGGAGGCUACCCUCUGCGACCAAUACACGAGCACUGGCUAGCGGGACUGACGAUGGCACACCUAGCCGAUCGAAUUCCGCGCGACGGCGUGCAGCGUCUGCACCGCAAGAGCCGGGACAAGCUAGCAGUGGUGGCCGCCUGACGAGAUCAAGCACGCGAGACAACAAUCGACAGUCUGGUCUGGCACCGAUUGAAGAAGGUCAGCAAGCACAAUCCGGAUUGGCUGUACCGCCGCCGACCGCAGGCAGUACUUCAGGCAUCGGACGGAGGAGAAGCUUGAGCAAUGCUGCAAGGUCUUUCGUCAGCAAGCUGAGCACCGAGGAGUCUGAGCACAACCCCGAAGACUACGAGGAUGAAGUUGUAGAUCUGUUGGACGUGAUCGACCCAGAAGUCCAAACACUGAACUCUUUGACUAACGUUCAAAAUUCGCUGUUCGUGCCCAAUCUCGGUCGCUGGCUCAAUCGACGACCAACAUACAAUCUCACCCGAGCGCCCUCCAAGAUCACAGAGGUGUCAUCUGCUGAGGCUACUCCAACCGCAACCAACGUACUCGAGGACCCUUCGGCACCGAAGCUCGACCCAGCACCACCAGAGCAUCCUCCUGUACAGCGCACCUGGUCCUGGCAGCGCGAGCCGCGCGUGCAAAGGAGGGGCAGCAUAUCAUCCGUUCUGACGGACUCUCAUUAUGCUGUCCUUCCCCACGGAGUUGACCUUGAGGAUUGGUCCGAGGAGGACAAGGAAGCUCUUGACGACCAUGUUCGACACAUGAUGCACUCCAGGCGCUCAAAAUUCAAGCAGCGUAUGCGGGCUUUUGGCAAAUAUGUCUCGAAACCCCUUGGCUUUUUCGUCACACUCUAUGCAACACUGAUCACCCUUUUCGGUCUUAUUUGGGUAUUGUUCCUCAUCGGCUGGGUCUACGCUGGCGAUGACCGCAACGACUAUGUCAUUCAUAUCAUCGACAGCGUCCUCGUUGCGUUAUUUGCGAUUAUGGGUGAUGGUCUGGCCCCAUUCCGAGCUGUCGAUACGUAUCACCUGUGCUUCAUCGCCAACUACGGCUUAAUGACCUGGCGUGUGCGUAGGGAACGCAAUAUGCCAGAACUCAAGGACCACAACGAACUGCCCGAGCGGACCGAGAAAGAAGCCGAUCCAGAGGCUGCCAAUCCCAAGGACGCAGAAUAUUCCGUCUUGAGUCCAGAACAGCAGAAAAAGCUGGUGCAUCAUCAGACCAAGUUCGCCAAGUCACACUCGUUUUACAAACCUCACGAGACAACCACGCACUAUGCCUUCCCGCUGAAGCUCCUGAUCACCAUUGUAACUUUGCUCGAUUGCCAUUCGCUCCUACAGAUAUCGCUGGGUGCAUUCACCUGGGGUUGGUCCUACCAUACCCGUCCUUCGUGGAUCACUGCUGUGAUCCUGUCACUAUCUAUCACAUGCAACAUCACAGCUGGUGUCCUCAUCAGUGUUGGAGAUAAGAAGACCCGCAAGAAGGAUGUCAUUGAGAGAAUGGCCCGGCAGGAUCUGACUGCGCAAGCCAUCAAAAAGGUUAAAAAGCACAAAGCUGAUCCGAACCAUCAUCUUGGACAUGCAGCUCAAGCACCCGAUGUUUUCGACCCGAUUCAAGAGGAGCAAACCAAUGAGAGUGAGUCUGCGAGAUUGAACAGGACGGGAGGGACGAGAUGA
Molecule: messenger RNA, 1986 nt
Organism: Cyphellophora attinorum
Lineage: Eukaryota; Fungi; Ascomycota; Eurotiomycetes; Chaetothyriales; Cyphellophoraceae
Exons: 3
Coding region: 1-1986 (661 amino acids)
Source: RefSeq, a predicted model, not a curated record